AACAGAGAUCUUCUUUCUUCAUCAGGACUCGAGAGUCUUGUGGCGUGCAUUCCCCCACGUCAUGAUGAUCGAUGCAACGUACAAGACAAACAUAUACAAUAUGCCCUUUAUCCAGAUUGUUGGUAUGACGCCUACCAACAAAUCGUUUAUUAUCGCGCAUGCCGUUGUUAGUAAAGAACGGGGUGAUAACUUUGUGUGGGUGCUUGAGAGGGUUAAGGCAAUGUUGGAUGAAUGUAUGGAGCCACGUGUGAUUUUAACGGAUAGAGACCUAGCCCUUAUGGGCGCGUGUGCUAAAGUAUUUCCAGACGCCUCCAGGCUUCUUUGCAGGUGGCACAUACAACAGAAUGUUAUGAAGCACUGCAAGGGUGCCUUCACAGACGACGACUGGAAGAAAUUUAUGUCAUUCUGGGGUUCAUUGAUUGAGUCUCCAUCCAUACCCAUCUACGACUACCACUUGCGCAACAUGCGAAAGCGACUUGUGGAGUGCAAACGUUCUAUAUUUAUUAUGGAGGACGAUCUGAUACCGGGCGAUGACAUUCACAUAGAGCCGGUUCAGCAGGGUCCACGACGGAGACAGCGACCGCCUGUGGAUACGCUGCAGGGGCAUCCAUAUCUUGAGUUUCCCGACGGCACUGACGCCGCCCGUCAUUGCCAGAAGCUUAGGAGGAUGCACGUUGGAUCGCAUGCAUCGAUCGACUGGGAUGCGAUGGAGGAGAUUGCUGAGACGCCGAGAGUGCGUCGGUUUAUACCUAUCGAUUCGCCGUGGCAUCGUCUUUUUGAUUUGGCGCACACGCCGACCUACAGGGAGCUGCUGGUCGAGUUCCUUUCGUCAUUCACAUUUCACCCUCCUGGGGAGCCAGUGCCGCUUCCGUACCCAGGUGCUCCCCAUCCGCCUGAGGUUUCUUUCAGGCUUGCUGGCGUUAUGCGUUCGAUGACGCUAACACAGUUUGCGGUGCAUUGUGGUUUAUACAUGCAGGAGGAGAUCGAGACUGAGAUUUACACAGCGGGGCUAGUGGUGGUUGAAAAACCCACUCUUGUAGGGUUUUGGCAGGUGAUUGCGGGGGCGGAUCAUUGGGAGCACGAAAAGUCGAAGGGGAGGGUGUCGUUUGUUAGGGACCCACUAUACAGGUAUCUGCACCAUUUGCUCGCCACUUCUAUUUCAGCGCGCGGCUACAGCCGUGAGUGGUGUACGACCACAGAUCUUUUUUUCCUUUACUGUUUGUUGUAUAGGAGGUCGUGCGCGCUAGCACACGGUCUAGCCCAGUACUUCGCCUCCGGCCAUCACCGGCAGGAGCGCGGAUUUUUGUAUGGCGGGGCGUACGUGACCGUCAUUGCCCGUUCAUUGGGCCUCGUACCACACCAGGACCCACAUCUACGGACGCCGGCCAUCAUGCCGACGCGGAUGGGUAUGCAGUCGCUAUGGGGGAUGAGGGUUAUCAGGAGGUUCCCCAUUGGCCCGCGGUUUAAAAACCGCGAAGGGGGCGUAUGGACAGAGCAGGCCUUACCAGAGCAUUUCGAGCCCGUUCAUCCUCCUGCAGAUCCUGCUGAUGUAGUGCCCGUGGAGGACCCUCCGGAGGAUCUAGACGGUGCAGCGGAGCCACAGCCACCGCCACCUGCCGGGGCACCUCAGUUUCCACGUCACGUUAUUCGAGGUCGUGCCCCAGGAGCUGCGCUACAUCCGGAUGUACGAGCCAGGCUUGACAGGCUCGACGAUUUGGUAGGUUGGCUGGUACGGGCGGAGCAGGAUAGACGAGAGAGAGAGGGAUUACCCCCGAUACCGCUUCCACCGGUUCGAGCACCACAUCAGGAGCACCAGCCGCAGCAGCAGCAUCAGGAUUCAGAUUCGGAUUUGGAUGCAUAGACCUGUUGUUGUUUUUAUUGUUAUUAUGGAUGUACAAACUUAUCUUAUAUAUUUUUGUUAUGGAUGUAAACAGUUAUCUUAUAUAUGUCAUAUUUAUGUUUGUUUUCA
Molecule: messenger RNA, 1969 nt
Organism: Helianthus annuus (common sunflower)
Lineage: Eukaryota; Viridiplantae; Streptophyta; Magnoliopsida; Asterales; Asteraceae
Exons: 3
Coding region: 62-1861 (599 amino acids)
Biological process (GO): regulation of DNA-templated transcription
Source: RefSeq, a predicted model, not a curated record